Thermochaetoides thermophila DSM 1495 is the source of this 1809-nucleotide messenger RNA. RefSeq lists its product as uncharacterized. The transcript has a single exon. Lineage: Eukaryota; Fungi; Ascomycota; Sordariomycetes; Sordariales; Chaetomiaceae. The coding region runs from base 1 to 1809 and encodes 602 amino acids. The record is from RefSeq and is a predicted model, not a curated record.
AUGGUAUCUCAGUACACUCCCAGCGCCGGUGACGGCCAACAACUCGCCCUCCGCGGCGCAGCCUCUGUCGUCGGCGUCCCCUCUACCUCUCACCAUCGCCGCGACCGCGACGACACGUACAGCUCAUCCCGCGCGCGGCGCUAUAACCGCUCGCACGCCGGCGGCAGCUCUUUCGCGCCACAGAACGAGUUCCCCAUCUUUAGCAACACGGGCGACGUCGAGAUUAUUGUGAGGGUCCCGUCCGGCCAUGAGAAUCGGUACCUUUUGCAUCGGCAUAUCCUCACUAGGUGCUCGGGGUUCUUUGAGGCGAGUACGAGUAGUGAGUGGUCUAGAGCGCAGCAAAUUCCGGAACUGCCUGCGCCGGGAGCCGGGAGGGAAAGUCGGGAAAGUGAGCGUGGGAAUGGAGAUGAGCUUGCGAGGGUUGAGGAGCAUAAGGAAAGUGUGUUUGGCGCGGUCGGUUUUGGGCAGGGGAAGAAGAGGUGGAGGUAUGAGCUUGAUUGGGGGUCAGGACAGAAUGAUGUACCGAUGUUGGUGCAGAAGGAUCCGGGGGAGAGCAGUGGCCUGCCGGCGACGAAUAAUUCUCUGUUUGGGGAUGGAAGAGGCUCAUCAUCAGCGCAACACUCGUCGAGCAGACACUCCCAUCGGAAGUCGAACUCCCACUCCUUCUUCCGCUCCGUUGCGAAUCUUACGCUGUCCGCUACGCACCAUGCGCCGGCUCUGCCACCACCAACGCCAGAAGAGCAAGAUUUACUACGUGACUACGACAACCUCUUCCGCAUCAUGUAUAACUACCCUCCUGUCCUUGACGGCGUGAACAUCGCCGAUGCCUACGUUCAAUGCAAGUCCCUCCUGACCCUCGCCGACCAAUACGACGCGCUCAGCGUCGUCGGCCCCCGCGUGGACCACCAUCUCCUCCAAUUCCAGUCCCGUCUCUGGAAGCAAAUCGCCAAGUACCCCAUCAGCUACCUCCGCCUGGGAUACAUGGCCCGGUCGAAGGUCAUUUUCCAGGAGGCGCUGAUUCACGUGGUCGGGCAGUGGCCUGCUGGGGAACGGUCAAUCCGUGCCGCGCUGCCGGAGAGCGUUGUAGACAUUAUUGAGGAUAAGGUUGACGAGCUGGAGGAGACUGUGUCGAGGAUUGAGGCGAGGCUGUUUAGAUUGACGCUGACGACAAGGACGGGGGAGAAGGUUACGCCUGCGACGAGUUAUAUUGAUUGGUUGGCGGUGAGCUUGUUCAGGCAGUGGUUGGCGGAAAAUACAACGCCCCCGCCAGUGCCAUCGGCCGUUGGAGGCUCGGGAAGGUCGUCGGCAGCGGGUGUGAAUGGGAAUGGCAGUCGGGCGAGGGAACAAUCGAGAACUCGGGGAAGGGGCGGGAGUACGAGUAGCAGCGGGGGAAGUAGUCAUGGUAGGUCGAGCCGUGCCAGGCAACAUGGAAGUGGUGGAGGGGAUAGGAAUGGCGAGGAUAGCGAUUCGCCUCCUCCGCCGGUCUCCCCGCUUGCUACGCUUGGUAGGACUUACAGACUGCUGGGGCAGCCGCCGGAUAAGUCAGGCCGGGACGGGUUCCUGGGGCAUGAUGAGUGUAAGCGGUUUUUGAAGUUGACUCCAGAGCUGUAUACCAGGGAUAAUUUGAGGAAGUUUGAGAAGAGGAUCGAGGAGCUGAAGGCGAUGGCCAGGGAGAUUGUGAGGCCACUGAUGGGGAGCGGGCUGGAAUUGGAUAUGUGUGGGCAGGGAGGGGGCGCUGGGCUGGGGUAUUUGACAUGUACCACUCUCAGGGAGAGGGAGUUACCUUGGAAGGGAGACGAGUAUCGGUGA